Vicia villosa (hairy vetch) is the source of this 9432-nucleotide messenger RNA. RefSeq lists its product as uncharacterized. The transcript has 5 exons. Gene Ontology annotation, biological process: cortical microtubule organization. The record is from RefSeq and is a predicted model, not a curated record. The coding region runs from base 7303 to 9189 and encodes 628 amino acids. NCBI's taxonomy places the organism in Eukaryota, Viridiplantae, Streptophyta, Magnoliopsida, Fabales, Fabaceae. Gene Ontology annotation, cellular component: cortical microtubule.
GUUGCAAAUAUAGUUUAAUUUGUAUUAUUUUUCUUUGUUAAUUUAAUUUACAUUUUAUAUAAAUAAAACUCAAUAAAUCUUUUGCUCUAAUUUAUUUUAUUACUUAUAUUGACUUCCUCAUUUGUAUCUAUCUAUAAUUAUAUAAUAUAGUAACUUCGAAUGAAUAUUUUCCAAUUUUUAAUCUCAUAUUUAUUGGAAAAUUUUGAGAUAUAUUACCAUAAAAAAUAAAUCAACUUUGUGGGAUUCUAGUAAUUUGUAUAUUAUUUAAACCUCCCUCGGAGCUUCAUGUAGGAAUCUCAUCGUGUGUGUUGUUUCUUUCGAUGCUUGGUUAAUUCUCCAUUAGUUUGGAGAAUGUGUUUCUUAUUGAAGGAAAAUUCAAGAAUAAGGAUGAUAAGUAGUUUUAUGUGACAAAUGUUUAUGCUUCAUGUAUGCGAAGAUUUCAAUGUUAUUUGUCCUUUGGUGUAGAGGAAGUGUCUAUAGGAAGGUGUGAGAAGAGAUGAUUUAUGUGCCUUCAAUCAGUUUAAUGAAGAUUCUUCGUUGAUUGAUCAACCUUUAAUAGAGAGAAGGUUUGCGUGAGUUUGGGGAGAUGAGUGUUCAAUGAGUCUUCUUGUAGAUUAAAGGUGUCAAGAGGAAUGGAGUCUUCUUUGGUCUAAUAGAAUUCAAAUUGCUUUGAUUCGAGGGUUAUUAGAUAUGGAUGAGGAUAAUUAGGGUCAAAACCUUUAAGUAUGAUAAAAUGUUGGGCACUUUCCAGGUUACAAGAAGUUCAUUAGAGAACAACUACAAUUGUUGGAUGUGCGAGGGUGGCGAAAUUUUACCGUUUAAAACCCAAAAUUUUAAUCUUAAUCUCCUGUCUUUCUUCUCUUUUAAAUACUAGGAAUAGUUGAUAGUGGAUUUAUAGAGUUGAUAGAAAACUCAAUUUCACAAUUUAACAUUGUAACAUGAGAGUUUGUCUCGCUAUUUUUGGUCCAUUUUUAGUCUAAUAUAGACUUUGGCUUAUCCAUGAAAAUUGUAGUCUUGCAUGUUAAAUUUUAUUUGUCGCAAGUCGCACCUCAAUCAGAGUUACAAAGCUCUACUGAACAAAGAUCGUGAUGUAUAAUUUGCAGAAAAUAGACUUGUGAAUCUUCCUAAAAAUUUGUCACGAUCCCUUUUUUUCCUCUUUCUUUGAGUUCUUGAGACCUACAAAACUGUUUAAACCUUUUCAAAACGACACAUUACUAGGAAAAGCGUCAUUAAAUAAUUAAAAACACAUGUUGAGUUUGGCUCAUUAGUAUCUCUAUAUAUGCUUGUAACACUGAAACCCUAAUUUUGAAAAUUCAGAACGAAUCUAUAAGACGGAACUAUAGAGGCUCUAUAGUCAUAGACGUAGGCAAUUGGCCGAAUUGCGUGACCAAAGUUUUUGUGUGUUUCUCUCUGAUCUGAUAUGUAUUUGCGUUAUUUAUGUAAAAAUUAGUAUCAGAUGAGUCUUAAUCCUGGACGUGUAAAAUUCAAGUGACUCGGUUCGACGGAACGAGUAAUUUCAGUUUAUGGCUAAGGGGGAUUAAGGAUCCGUUAGCUCAUCAAGGUUUAUAGAAGGCACUUCAUGAUGAGAAACAAACGAACAUCAUGACCAUUGAUUGGAACGAGAUGAAGGAAAAGAAAAUAUUUUUUAUAAAACUUUGCAUUUUUGAUGACGUGAUGAAUUAUAUCCUGAACCUCACAACUCCGAAGGAUGUUUGUGAUAAAUUGGAAAAUAAGAUGAACAAAUUAUUCGCGAAGCAUCAUCUCUAUAGCCUGAAGAUGUAAGAAGAAUGCAAUUUGCAGGAUCAUUUCAACGAUUUGACAUGACUUGGUUUGAAGGUUGAUGAUGGGGAUGAAGUCGUUACUUUGUUGUGCUCUCUACUAAGCUCUUAGGAACACUUGGUGACCACUCUCACAUAUGGGAAGGAAUCAAUCAUGUUGGAUUCUAUUUAUUUUUACCCUUUUGAAACACGCACAACAUCACCAAAGUGUAGAGGAAGGUGGAGGAAGUUCAGGUGAAGGUUUGUUUGUGAAGGGAGGUCAAGACCGUGGCAGAAGCAAGGGUAAGGCAGUGGGUUCUUGAAAGAAUAAGAGGUUCAAGUCUAAGGACAUAAAAGUAUCAUAAUGUUAUGGUUUCAAGCAAAUUGGCCAUUGGAAGAGGGACUGUCCAAACAAGUUAGGCAACAAUAGUUCAUUAAAUGUAGUUCAGUCCGAUGGUUAUUGUAGGGAAGCAGAUUUGUUAUGUGUUUCAUCUGUAAAGUGCACUAAUGCAUGAAUCCUUGAUUCUGGGUGCUUCUACUAUAUGACACCGUACCGGGAGUGGUUUAACUCUUUUAAAUCAAGUGAUUUUAGUUUUGUCCAUUUAGGUGAUGGCAAAACGUGUACCAUCAUUAAAAAUGGGCGAAUUAAAAUUGCUUUGGAUGAUGGUGGAGUGCACAUGUUGAGUGAGGUGCAUUAUGUUCUACAAUUGUGGAAGAAUUGGAUUUCUCUAGGUACUCUUUAAAAAAUGGUUAUUAAUUUUGGUUAGAUGGAGAUAAAGACAUCAUGAGAAUUCACAAGAGUGCAAUGACAAUGAUGAGGACAAGGAGGACUGCAAGAAACAUUUAUAAAUUGUUGGGGCCACAAUUAUGAGUGAUGUAGCAUAUGUUGAAACUAAUAAAGAUGUAACCAAAUUGUGGCACAUGUGCUUGGGUUAUAUCAGUGACAUGGGAUGAUGGGAAUAUAUAAGAGGAAUUUGCUGCAGGGUGUUCGCAGUUGCACAAUGGGAUUGUGCAAGUAUUAUGUUCUUGGAAAACAUUGUAGAGUUUGUUUCAAGACCAAGCAACACAAGACCAAAUGAAUCUUAUGAUAUGUCAAUUCGAAUGUCUGGGGACCUAGAAAAAGAGCCUUCCGUUGGAGGUUUUAGGUAUUUUGUGACAUUCACUGAUGAUUUUUCUCGUAAAUUCUGGGUUUGUUUUAUAAAAUAUAUAUCUGAGGUCUUUGCCAAGUUCAAACUGUGGAAGGAAUAGGUUGAGAACCAAACAAGUAGAAAAAUAAAGUAUUUACGGUAUGAUAAUGGAACUCAAUACACUGACAGGAAGUUCAUGCAUUUAUAUGAGGAGAGUGAAAUUCAGAGGCAUUUUUUGUGAGGAAGACAACACAAUUGAGUGGUGUUGCAGAGAGGGUGAACAAUAUUCUAACGGAGAAGGAAAGGUGCCUUCGGUUGAAUGUGGGUUUUUCAAAAGGUUUAUGGGCAGCAACAUUCAAUCUGGAAUGCAAUCUAGUCAACAAAUCACCAUAAGUUUCAUUGGAUGGCAAAGUUGUAGAGGAGAUGAGGAUAAGUAACCCCAUUGAUAUGAGUAAUUUGAGGAUUUUUUGGGUGUCCAACAUAUGUGUAUAUUUCCAGUGAGUAUUAGUCUAAACAUAACCCCAAGUCAAAAUAAUGCAUCUUUAUUGACUACAAUAAAGGUGUGGAGGGGUACAAGUUGUGGGAUCUGGUUAAGAGGAAUGCGCUUGCCAACAGAGAUGUUGUAUUUGAUGAGCAGUCGAUGUAGAAACAGUCAAAUGUGAUAAUUGUGUCAGAUACUGAGGUAUAAAAUUUCAGUAAGGACAAGAUUUAGGCGGCCAUUGACGAACCGCCAGUGAGUCCAAGGCAGAUUGUAGCUUAAUAAUAGAAUGAACCAUACUCAAAUUCAGGUGAAGUGCAAGAUUCAGGUGGAGUACAAGAUUAUACACUUGUGCGUGAUAGAGACCCCCGCCUUAUUACACCUCUAAUAAGAUACGAGUUUGAAGACUUAGCAACAUAUGCUCUUUUUACCAGUUCAAGAGAAACUUCUGCUUUUCGAGAGGCUAUAGCUAGCCAGGAUACAUGGAUGAAUGAUGUUGUGGAUGAGAUGAAAUUCUUGAAAAAGAAUGAGACACGACUUCUUGUUCAUCUGCCACAGGGAAAGGGAGCUACUAGUUGUAAGUUGGUGUACAAGAAAAAGCCAGCAGAAACAUAAAAAUAAGAGGAAAAGUUCAAGACUUUCCUAGUUGUAAAGAGGUAUUCACAGCAAGAGGGGAUUAAUUACGAUGAGAUUUUCAGUCUGUUGGUUAGACACACUUCUAUCGGGGCCUUAUUGGCUAUGGUAGCCAACAAGGAUACACAUUUAGAGCAGAUGGAUGUGAAAAUAGCUUUCCUCUAUGGUAAUCUAGAGGAGCAAAUCUACAUGGAGCAGCCAGGGGAUUCAAUGUUACUGGACAUGAGAGACUUGUUUUCAAAUUGAAGAAGUCUUUGUAUGGCUUAAAGAUGUCGUGUUUAUGUGAGGAGCCUUGAUAAUGGCUCUUUUGUUUUCCUGCUAUUUCAUGUUGAUGAUAUGUUGAUUGUUGUCAACUUUUUGCACGAUGAAAAUGAGUUGAAGACUAAGUUGGGUAAGGAGUUUGAUAUGAAAGAUUUGGGUGUUGUAAAGAAGAUUCUCGGUAUGAAAAUUCACAAAGACAAAUGAGCUAAUAAAUUAUAAUUAUCUCUAAAAAGCUAUGUUGAAGGUGUUUUGAGCAUAUUUCACAUGAGAAAAGAAACUCGUGUGAAUACUCCAUCGACAAAUCAUUUUAAGCUCUCUUUGGAAUAAUGUCCGAAGACAUACUCAGAGAUUGAAUGUAUGUCUAAAGAUUCCUUAUGUCAGUGCAAUUGGUUGAUUGAAGUAUGAUAUGAUUUGCACUAGACCAAAUUUCACAAAAGCAGUUAGCCAAGUGUGAAAGUUCAUGUCAAAGUUAGGGAAACAUCAUUGGGAAGUAAUGAAGUGGAUCCUAAGGUACUUGAAGGAUACAACAUAUCAUGGUAUCAUGUUUAGUAGGGAGCAGGGUGUUCCAUCAGUUAUGGGAUAUGUGUAUUUUGAUUAUGCAAGUGAUCUGAAUGAUAGGAGGUCUAUAAUAAGGCAUGUCUUUACUCUUGAGAGUGGACCUAUAAGAUGGAAAUCAUCGGUUCAAACAAUAAUAGCUAUGUCUACAAUUGAGGGAGAAUAUAUGGUCGUAGCUGAAGUUGCCAAGGAAGCAUUGUAGCUUACAUGGUUGGUGAAAGAGUUGAUGUUGAGCAAGGUGAAGUUAAGUUGCAUUGUGAUAGUUAUAAUGCUAUCUAUUUGGUGAACAAUUAGGUGUAUCAUGCUAGGACCACAUAUAUUGAUGUGAGGUUCCACAAGAUCACAGAGUUGUUGGCGUCCAGACAAAUAUUAUUUCAUAAGGUUCACACUUCAGAGAAUAUAACUUAUAUGUUGACCAAAUCAAUCAUUGGUGACAAGUUCAAACACUUUUUGGACUUGUUAUAUGUUUCUCUCUGUUCAUAUUUCAUAAGAGUUUGAUAUUCGCUAAUGUGAAAAUUAUUGAGUGUGACUCAUAAAUAAUGUUAAGUAGGAAGGGGCAGAACCACUGUUAAAAAACUACCCUUAAUAAUAAUGAAAAAAAUGUAAUCCUAAUAUGAUUAAUAUAAUUGGUCCAAGGCUAACAACUAGGGGUGGAAAUAGGCCAGGCCGGCCUACAGAGGCCUAUAGCCUAGCCUACCAGGCCAAGCCAGGCCUAUUUGAUAAAAAGGACAGGCUUGGGCUUUUUUAAAAGCCUAUUUAAUAAAAUAGGCCAGACCUAGGCUAUUAAAAAAGCCUAUAAAGUCUUGUAGGCCUGUCUAUAUUUUCAUAUAUAUUAAAAUUAGUCUAAAUAGGUUGACCUAUAUAUGCAUAUAUAUUAGAAAAAGUGUUAAAUAGAUUGGUCUAUAUAUGCAUAUAUAUUAGAAAAAAAUGCUAAACAAAUCGGUUUAAAUGUUCAUAUAUAUGCGACCUAUAAGGCUUCUUAAGUAAAAUGAAUUAAUUGAAAACAUUAAUAAAAAAAGGCUUUUAAAUAAACUUUCAGGCCAGACCAAGCUUUUAAAAAGGUCAGGCCAGACUGAAAAAAUGAGCCUAUAGUAGGUCAUAGGUCAGACUCAGGCCUUGUAAGCUUAUCGUAGGCCAGACCCAGGCCUUAUAAAGCCUAACAUAGAUUAGCCUAUUCCUACCCCUACUAACAACCAAAUAAAUUAGUGAACACUUUUCCAAAAAAAGGAUAACUCAGGAAAGAGAAAGUUGUUAGUUAGAAAAUGAAUCGGACACCCCUCUUUAUUCGGUUCUCCUUUUAUAUUAAAGUCAAACUACCAAUGCAUUAAUUUAUUAUAAUGAUGAAUUAAUAUUGAUUAAAACCAACCGUACAACAAAGUGAAUAAUGGAAAAUUGUUAGGAAACUAUUAUUUCAAGUUCCGUUUGAGAGUUUAGAAGGGAUAAAAAGAAGUAACUUUGAAGAAGUAACAGAGGGAAUUUUUAUGCUUAUUUUGUAAAUAAUAAUAAUAAUAAUAAUAAUAAUAAUAAUAAUAUUAUUAUUUAUAAUUAACCUAUUUUCAAUUUCUAGAGUAUGACAUGGAAGAAGAUUACCCCAACAAAACACAAACGCAAAACCGCUUUUAGGUGCGAAGGUUGCAUUAGUCAUAAAGUGCAGGGUUAAGAAGUCACCCUUUGGAAAAAAUAUAAUGAAAAAACCAGUUAUAACGAAUAAAAAUGUAUAAAUAAUAAAAAAGGGAAUAGAAUAAAAUCCAAGGUUAAUUAAAUGAGAUAAUAAAAGAUUACGUCUGUUUAAUAAAAAUCAUGAGUUUGAACUUUGAAGUCAGUCAUAAACAUACAACUUUGUUAAACUUUUUUUAGAGAAAAUAUUGCUGUUCACGUGAUCCUUUUUAAUUGAGAGAUUAGUUGAUGUAAUUUCUUAAAAUAAUAUUUAGUUUUAGGGUGAUAAGCAGGUAAUAUCCACUGUUUAAUUCUGUUUGGCAAAAGUUCGUAAGAAAACGAGUGUUUAAUUCUGUUUCGCAAAAGUUCGUAAGAAAACGAGGCAGAGUAGAACCGACAUAGUGGAAGGAACGAGUAAGAAGGCUAAAACAGACAUACUCGACGGACCGAGCCGUUCGCCGCUCGGUCACCUUUGAUUAAAAUAAAGAAUAGAUUAAAAAAUUAUUUUGGUGAUUAAAAAAUUAUAAUAUAGUUCCAACUAAUUAAUCAAAUCAAGCCAACCAUGUAACGUAGCAUUCAAGUGAUAGAAACACGUAACGUAACGACAACAACUGCACAUCAUCUAUUCUCUUCACUUUUCUUCUCUCCUUCUCCUUCUCCUUCCUCCACCACCCUCUUCCUCAAUUCCACUAAUGCCACUCUCACUUUCAUCUCUCUCACGUUUCCUCAUUUCGAACUUUCCAGAACCUCCACUCACACUCACUCUAUCCCCACCCUUUCUUCACCAAAAACCACACCACCUAGCCUCAAAUUCAUAAUUACCAACAUUCUCGGAAUGAAUCGUAGCUUCAGAGCUUCGGAUUCGCAAAUUGCGGUAAUGCAGAGGCGUCGUCAAUUGGGGGUUUCCAGAUCGUCGUCGUUUUUUGUUGAUAAAGAUGACGAGCUUGCGUUGUUUAAUCAGAUGAGGAAUUGCGAGGAUGAGAAUGAUGAUCUUUUGUUGCGUGAUUCUAAUGAGGAGUUUGUUGAUUCCGCAUUAGGCUUAAAUUCGAGGAGUUCUCCGUUAUUUAACAUUUCAUCAUCAACUGAAGCUCCUGUGCGUAAGACUGGUGCUGAUGAUUUUCUCAAUUCUGAAACUGAUAAGAAUGACUAUGAAUGGCUUCUAACUCCUCCUGGGACUCCUCUUUUUCCUUCUUUGGAGAUGGAAACUAAAAAAACUGUUAUGAGUCAGCUUGGUGCUUCAACCACACGUCCCAUGGCAUUAAAAUCUAGAAUGGCAAAUCCUCCGCCGGAGCAUAGUAGAAGGAACACCUUAGUUUCUAAGCAAGCUUCGUCUCCUGGGUUGACCGCUUCAGGUGGUGGAACCAGGAGGCCUUCAUCAUCAGGGAAUCCAGGAUCAAGACCUGCAACUCCCACGGGACGGUCUACAUUAACCACAUCUUCAAAAUCAUCUAGACCUUCGACGCCUACUUCCCGGACAUCGAUACCUUCAACACCUACUUCCCGUACAUUGAUACCUUCAACGCCUACUUCUCGAACAUCGAUACCUUCAACGCCUACUUCUCGGACAUCGAUACCUUCAAUGCCUACUUCCCGGACACCGAUACCUUCAACUAGGACAAUGGUAGCUGCGGCCAAGCCCAGUCUUCCUUCAGCUAAGACUACAGUUCCUGCCAUCAAGACGACUACAGUUCCUGCAGCUAAACCCACAGUUCCUUCUAGGUCUUCAACACCCUUGUCAAGAUCUACUACAAGAUCUUCAACACCGACCAGCAGGCCUACCUUAUCUAAUUCCAGGCCCACCUUAUCUAACUCCAGGCCUGUAUCAAGGGCAUCAACACCUACGCGCCAACCAUCCACACCAUUAAAUGUGUCAACCAUCUCUGCUCCAUCAGUUAAGACUUCUUCAAUACCCAAGCCAGCUCCAGCCUUGUUGAAGCAGCCAACACCAUCACGGGGAACUUCACCAAUAGCAAGAUCACGACCAUGGAAGCCAUCUGAAAUGCCUAACUUUUCACUUGAUGCUCCCCCCAACUUGAGGACAACACUUUCGGAAAGAUCAGUUUCAGCAACUAGGGGAAGACCUGGAGCACCCUCCGCACGCUCUUCGUCUAUUGAGCCGGCUUCUAUUGGCAGACCAAAGAGGCAAUCAUGCUCUCCUUCUAGAGGACGGCCAGCCAAUGGCAUUUCUCAUACAAGUGGAAGCUCUAUGCCUGCUGUUAAUCGUGGAUAUUCCAAAGCGAAUGACAAAGUCAGUCCUGUUGCAAUGGGCACUAAAAUGGUUGAGAGGGUAAUAAAUAUGAGGAAACUAGCACCUCCCAAGAUGGAUGUCAAAAACUCUCCCCGUAGUAAUCUAUCUGGCAAGUCAACUCCAUCUCCAGAUAGCUCUGGUUUUGGAAGAACACUCUCGAAGAAAUCCUUGGAUAUGGCUAUUAGGCAUAUGGAUAUAAGAAAAAGGGUUCCCGGAAAUUCACGACCAUUGAUGACAAAUAUUCCAGCUUCUUCAAUGUAUAGUGUGCGAUCAGGACAUCAGCGAAGCAUAAAUGUUAGUGUCUCGGGUUCUCCACAUGCUACUAGCAGUAAUGCUGGUUCAGAAACGAGUGUAAACCAAAAUGGUCUUUACUCAGAUAAUAGUGAAAUAGAUUAUUAUGAUAUGGCGAGUGACAGAGGUGUUCAAUCUCCUGCCAGUGUGCGGGGCAGGUACAACUACAGACCAUCAUACUGAGUUUUAGAGAUAGUGGAUUUUCAUUGGAGCUACCAUUCUUCUAUUGAUGUAAAGUUUGUUGGAAAUGAUACAUCCUUGUGUAAUUGAAGGUAAUUGUUUUAUAUAUAGAAUUGUAGAUCAGCUAUAUCCUGAAAUGGUAUUUCUCUAAUUCAAAAACUGUGUAUGGAAACCUUGAAGGAUUAGUUUUAUAAAUGGAUUGAUUUAUAAGGCUAAAAGGGCAUUAGUCCAUUAGUUGGUUUAAAA